Messenger RNA from Anneissia japonica, 1151 nucleotides. RefSeq names its product prefoldin subunit 3-like. Gene Ontology annotation, cellular component: prefoldin complex; cytoplasm. Gene Ontology annotation, molecular function: tubulin binding. NCBI's taxonomy places the organism in Eukaryota, Metazoa, Echinodermata, Crinoidea, Comatulida, Comatulidae. Bases 20 to 589 code for a protein of 189 amino acids. The transcript has 6 exons. Gene Ontology annotation, biological process: tubulin complex assembly; protein folding; microtubule-based process. The record is from RefSeq and is a predicted model, not a curated record.
AAAAGAAUACAUUACCAAAAUGGCUGACGAAAAAUUAACAGCAGUCGACAUGUCUAGUCCACGGACAAAUUCGGGUAUUCCAGAAGCAGUUUUCGUAGAGGAUGUUGAUAAGUUCAUGUCACAGACAGAAAAUGAGUCUGUGGAAGAAGUUCUACGUAGACUAGAUGAGCAGCAUCAGAAAUAUAAGUUUCUAGAAUUUAAUCUUAUGCAGAAAAAGAGGAGGUUAAAGACCCAGAUGCCUGAUAUCAAGACAACUUUAGAUAUUGUGAAAUACAUGCACAAGAAGAAGGAUUCAAGUGAUAACUUGCCAGCCCAGUUCUUGUUGUCGGACCAAGUGUAUGCCAAAGCUACCAUACCUCCAACAGAUAAAGUCUGCCUCUGGCUAGGAGCUAAUGUUAUGCUUGAGUACACACUAGUGGAUGCGGAGAAUUUGCUCUCAAAGAAUUAUGAUAAUGCUCAAAAGACAUUGAAAGAAGCUGAACAAGAUCUGGACUUCUUGCGAGACCAAUAUACCACCACAGAAGUCAAUAUUGCCAGGGUGUACAACUGGAACGUCAAGAAGAAUAAAAAACCAGAUACCAGCUCAUGAUUCAUUUAUUCUUACAAGACUUUUUGCGGAUAAAACAACUUGAGAGAAAUGUUGCUUGUUUUAAUUCUCAUAAUAGACCUCUGUAUUGGGCAUACUCGAUACUCUUAAUUUAUGCGAAUUAAAGACUAUUCUUAAUGUAACUUUUUUCUACUAUUGUAUAUGCUGUAUGUGAUUCAGUCAACAACAUGUUUAAGCAUUUUUCUUAUUGUAUGCAGACAAGCGCGAUGUCGAGUAAACUGUUCUGCUUGACCACUUGCUGAUCAAACUGCUCUCGUGUGUGUGUGUGUGCCCGAAUUUAGUUCUUAGGGAAGAUAGAUAUUCCUACUACUACUUUCAACAUUCAGGAAUGUUUCUUGAUGUUGAACGAAGUUUAGCCAGCCCAGCACAUGCUUAGCUUUCUUCCAUCUGUAACCCACAAAAUCAUAAUUUCAACUGAAGAUGUGGUUGUAAUUUUAAUACAUUGUUAUUAAAAAUUGUUUUUACUGUUUAUUGUUAUUAUUCUUAUUAUCAUAAUAUUAUUAUUAUUAUGAUCAAUAAAUAUUGAUCGCAUACUUGCAAAUUG